Molecule: messenger RNA, 757 nt
Organism: Aedes albopictus (Asian tiger mosquito)
Lineage: Eukaryota; Metazoa; Arthropoda; Insecta; Diptera; Culicidae
Product: probable methylmalonate-semialdehyde/malonate-semialdehyde dehydrogenase [acylating], mitochondrial
Exons: 1
Coding region: 88-654 (188 amino acids)
Biological process (GO): thymine catabolic process; L-valine catabolic process
Cellular component (GO): mitochondrion
Molecular function (GO): malonate-semialdehyde dehydrogenase (acetylating, [NAD(P)+]) activity; methylmalonate-semialdehyde dehydrogenase (acylating, NAD+) activity
Source: RefSeq, a predicted model, not a curated record
UAACACAGUAGCAUAAGGCGGUUGUCUUUAUUUAACUGAAUAUCAGAUGUAUUAAAUGCUGUAUAUGAAUUGUUUUUAAUCUAGUAAAUGCACGCACAACUCCUUCGUCUGGAAGACAUGUUAACCCGAAUCGCUCAACUCCCAUCGUCCAUCGUAGCUCUUACUUCAUCGUUGGCAUCGCCACGGCAGCCUUGGUGUGAGAAACAUCUCCCUCGCGCCACAGCUGGGUCACAGUCUUGGUCUGAGUGUAGAACCAUCCUGACUGAUGUUCAGCCAAACAUGAAGUGUUACACUGAGGAAAUCUUCGGCCCGGUGUUGGUUUGUUUGACCGUUGACACCUUGGACGAAGCUGUUGAAAUGGUCAACAGCAACCCUUACGGUAACGGAACGGCCAUCUUCACCACCAACGGAGCCACCGCCCGGAAGUUCGUCAACGAAAUCGAUGUUGGCCAGGUCGGUGUCAACGUGCCAAUCCCAGUCCCAUUGCCGAUGUUCUCUUUCACUGGAUCUCGUGGCAGCUUUAUGGGCGAUUGCCACUUCUACGGCAAGCAGGGAGUCAAGUUCUACACUCAGACCAAGACUGUGACCCAGCUGUGGCGCGAGGGAGAUGUUUCUCACACCAAGGCUGCCGUGGCGAUGCCAACGAUGAAGUAAGAGCUACGAUGGACGAUGGGAGUUGAGCGAUUCGGGUUAACAUGUCUUCCAGACGAAGGAGUUGUGCGUGCAUUUACUAGAUUAAAAACAAUUCAUAUACAGC